AUGAGCAGGCUGCACCGCGCGGCUGCCCGCGGCGACCUGGCCUGGCUGAGGCGCUGGCGCUGGGGGCUGAGGGUGCUGGGCAUCGACAGCCGCGACCAGGAGAAGCGCUGGCAUCACCCCCCUGAGGGCUUGUGGGGGCUCCUGUUGAAGGGGGUUGCUUGGAAAGCAAGACUUUCCCUGUCAGCUGGGAGGGGAAACUGGAGAGCUUUCCAUUGCUGGCAGCUGCUGGGUGGGCUCAGGACCCCUCUGCAUCUCGCCUGUGCCAACGGCCAUGCGGAUGUGGUGAGAUUCCUAGUGAGACAGGACUGCCAGGUGGACCUGUGUGACAACUGGAGGAGAUCGCCCCUGAUGAAGGCAGUGCAGAGCCAGCAGGAAGAGUGUGUGGCUGUUCUGCUGGAGCAUGGGGCUAACCCAGAUCUGCAGGAUGCUGACGGCAACACCGCCCUCCACCUGGCUGUCCUGUCUCAUAAUGUAGACAUGGUGUUGCUGUUACUGGAGCAUGAUGCUGAUAUUGAUGCAGAGAAUAAGGAGGGAUGUACCCCGCUGAUCCUGGCUGUCUCUGAACAUCACAAAGAGAUGGCAGAGGUUCUCCUGAAAAUAGGAGCUGAUGUGCAGGCUCGAGAUCUGAGUGAAAGAACCCCACUUAUGAUUGCUGCCUCUGGUGGGCAGCUUGAUUUGGUGAGAGUUCUUGAGUUCGGGGCUGAUGUUUCCCAGAAAGACGCUGCUGGGCGCACAGCUGGGGAUGAUGCUGUUCUGCAGGGAUACUCCAGUCUUGGGAAACAACUGGCAGAAGAUGCAGAGCAGAAGAGCACAGGAGAAGCUUCUGUGCGUGGUGGCCAGGGCUGCACAGCACCUGGCACUCUUCACUGGGCAGAACCUGCUGGCUUCAUGUUGGGGGCACCUGCUGUGGACAGAGGAGCAACAGAUGACUGGUCCGAAGGAGGCUCAAUCAGAAGCUCUGAGGAAGAGGGGAAUGAUGACAGUUGGAGUAGUUCCGAAGAAGAGCUGGAUUUUAGCCCCAAGCAGCAGAAGCCAAACUUGAGACUGUUAAUGGAUGCUUUCCAGCAGCGCAGGACACACAGUGAUGGCUCUAGAAUGGAAAGUCCUAAAUCACCAAAGAAAAGCCUCCAAGAAAGAACUGGGGGAUCACUUCAUGGUGGCAGCCCAGAAGCCCAGAAGACAACUUCACAAGACAGCACUGCUGAGCACUCAGGAUCUACCUGUCACACAUCAGCACCAGCUGAAGAAAAAGACAUCAGUGAAGCUGUGGAGAACUCUGGGGUGCAGGGCAUGGUGCUUGCUGGUGCUCUUGAAAAACAAUCCAAGUCAGAAGCUUUGCUGGAGGAGACCAAGUGCUGCUGCAGGGAGCUGAGGAAAAGGAAUCUGGGCUUGCAAGAGGAAUUGGAAGAGGUUAAAAGCAAGGUGCAGGACUUGGUAGACUGGCAUCGGCAGUCUGUGUGUUGUGUUGGUGGUCUGAGGGUUGCCUGGGAUGAGGAGGAAAGAGAGCUAAGAGCUUCUUUCCAGAAACUGCAAGACCUGCUGCUGGCAUCUUCUGGAACAGACGGAAUAAUAAAAGAGCUGGAAGAACGAGUGCAACGCCUUCAGAUGGAAAAUGCCAGGUUAGAGGCCAUAGUCCAGCAGCAGAGCAAUAGGAUUGAAGGCCUUUGGAGAGACCUGCAAGCCUCUGCCUGGGUGGAUCAGCUUUCUCAGCCUCUGCAGACAGAAUCUAAGAAAGACACGGGGACAGAAGCAGAAGCUGGGGUGUCACAAGAAGAGUUCUCCAGCGAGUGUGGAAACCAGGAACAGCUGGAGAAGAGUGAACAGCAGCUGCAAGAAGAGGAGAAGCUGCUGGCUGCGAGCCCAGUUCAGCGUCCAAGUGAACUGGGCAGGCCUGGCACCCAUGAGGCACUGAACAGAAAGCCAAGUUCAGUGAGAAGCAUUCAAGUAGGAAGGAGGAUCUACACCUGUGCUGCUAAGACUGUCUGGUCUGAUAUGGGGGAAGUCUUGUGGUCGUGA
Messenger RNA from Apus apus (common swift), 2016 nucleotides. RefSeq names its product ankyrin repeat domain-containing protein 62-like. Lineage: Eukaryota; Metazoa; Chordata; Aves; Apodiformes; Apodidae. Gene Ontology annotation, molecular function: protein binding. Bases 1 to 2016 code for a protein of 671 amino acids. The transcript has 19 exons. The record is from RefSeq and is a predicted model, not a curated record.